AUGUUGUCUUUUGCCCUUUUAGAUGGUGUGGAUGAGGGAUGUUUCUGCUCCACCAAUGUCUGCCUCAUCUUUCAGACGGGCUACUACUAUCUGUACCCCUUCAAUAUUGAGUACAGCCUGUUUGCCUCGGCCGUGCUUGGUGUGAUGUGGAAGAACGUGGGCAGGUUGAUUGAGGAACAGGAUCAUCCAGCCCACCUCCAACUCCAUUUCCAUGGCCUCUUGCUGGGCCCAAGCCUUGGGAUAGCUGAGAUCCUGAUUGGCCUGGCAAUCUUUAUUCUCUACGAGGUGGAAGUGACGGAUGAAGGGGGACAGAGCUGGGCUCUGACUGCCUAUUAUCUCUUUAACAUUGUGGCUCUUGCGCUGACCUCCAUCAGUGCCUUGGUGGGCUUCUGCAUGCACCAGUUUGAGCGAAGGGGCAGUAACAGAGACAAGAACCCAGCCAGGCAUCUGGACAUGGCACUCCUGCUUUGGGCAGCUUUGGGCCAGUUUCUCAUCUCAUACUUCAGCCUGGUGGCCAUUGUAUCCAUCCAACCCUUCGAGCUGCUCAACACCCUGAACCUUCUCUUCUCUAUCCUCACCAUCGCCCAGCACAUUCUGCAGAAUGCCUUCAUUGCGGAAGGUUUAAGCAGGAAACCAUUUGUGGAAGGAAGUCACCCAGAUUUUUGGAUCCUGCCAGCUUUUGGGGCUCGACCACAUUUCGCGAAUGGUCUUGAAGAAAAGUUUUACGGUUUUCAAAUCUGGGCAACGGUCGUCAAUAUUGGCCUUCCAUUGGGAAUCUUCUACAGGAUGCACUCAGCUACCUGCCUGCUUGAGGUCUACCUCAUAUCUUAG
Molecule: messenger RNA, 831 nt
Organism: Stegostoma tigrinum
Lineage: Eukaryota; Metazoa; Chordata; Chondrichthyes; Orectolobiformes; Stegostomatidae
Product: proton channel OTOP2-like
Exons: 2
Coding region: 1-831 (276 amino acids)
Biological process (GO): proton transmembrane transport
Cellular component (GO): membrane
Molecular function (GO): proton channel activity
Source: RefSeq, a predicted model, not a curated record